Messenger RNA from Ceratotherium simum simum (southern white rhinoceros), 892 nucleotides. The record is from RefSeq and is a predicted model, not a curated record. NCBI's taxonomy places the organism in Eukaryota, Metazoa, Chordata, Mammalia, Perissodactyla, Rhinocerotidae.
AUGGGCCGCAGCGUCUCCGGUCGAGUGCGCCCUGCGGCGCAGGGGGCGGGCGCCUUCGAGGAGGAGGAGCCCUCGCUUUUCUUACCUCAGGGCCCUGAUUUUUUCGGCGCGGAUCCGCCCAGGAUUCCUUCUUCCCAUUGGGCCCCGGGCUGGCGCGCCCUCGACUUGCAGUGUGCAGCCCGCGACGACUGGCGCUGUGCGCGCUCCAUGCACGAGUUCUCAGCCAAGGACAUCGACGGGCACAUGGUUAACCUGGACAAGUAUCGGGGCUUCGUGUGCAUCGUCACCAACGUGGCCUCCCAAUGAGGCAAAACGGCCGUAAACUACACUCAGCUCGUCGACCUGCACGCCCGAUACGCUGAGUGCGGUUUACGCAUCCUGGCCUUCCCCUGCAACCAGUUCGGGAGGCAGGAGCCAGGGUCUAACGCGGAGAUCAAAGAGUUCGCCGCGGGCUACAACGUCAAAUUCGAUAUGUUCAGCAAGAUCUGCGUGAACGGGGACGACGCGCACCCGCUGUGGAAGUGGAUGAAGGCUCAGCCUAAGGGGAGGGGCAUGCUGGGAAACGCCAUCAAGUGGAACUUCACCAAGUUCCUGAUCGACAAGAACGGCUGCGUGGUGAAGCGCUACGGCCCCAUGGAGGAGCCCCUGGUGAUAGAGAAGGACCUGCCCUGCUACCUUUAGCUCCACAAGCGCGUCCCCCGCCCGAGCCCACCGCCCGCGCCCCUCAGAGCCUUCCACCCGGCACCCAUGACGGUCGGCCUGAAAACCAGCGCGCUGGUGGGGCCGGCCCGAGAACCCGGCGUGCACCCCCGCCGGAGGAAGGUCCCUCGGCCGGGCUCGGCUGCGGCUCGGCGCCCCCACCCGUCUUGUGGGAAUAAAACAUACAGAUUGG